UACAGGAGCUGAGCUAUUUCCUUCUUUCUGCCUCUCCCAGGCCCUCAGAACGAUGGCAACAGACAAAAAGCCAGGAGGGAGCUACUCCUACAUCAGCUUGUUCAGGACACCAGUCCUGCGGAAGAUCUCCCUGUGUUCUGGGGCUGUGUGGUUUGGUGUUGCCUUCUCUUAUUACGGCAUGAGUUUGAACCUAACCGGCUUUGGGCUCAACAUGUAUCUCUCCCAGUUUGUCUUUGGCAUCAUUGAGAUUCCAGCCAAGAUGAUCAUGUACGUGUUGGUGAACCGAGCUGGACGACGGCAGAGUCAGGCGUGGGCACUCAUCCUGACCGGACUGUGCAUAGGAGCCAACGUCAUCAUUCCCAAGCCCUUCACCUCCUUGCGCUCUGUAGUAGCCAUUAUGGGCAAAGGUUUCUCAGAAGCUGCAUUCACUACCGUCUUCUUGUACACCUCCGAGCUCUACCCCACCGUACUGAGACAGAACGGGAUGGGGUACACCUCCUUCGUGGCACGCCUGGGCGGGGCUUUGGCCCCACUGGUGUUUUUGCUGGAUGAGGUGUGGAAGUCUCUGCCCGAGGUGACAUACUGUGGCGUAGCAGUGUGCUGCGGCUCGGUGGCCUUCCUGCUCCCGGAGACGCUCAACGUGCGCCUGCCGGAGGGCAUCGAGGACAUCGAGAAGGCUCGAGCAAAAGGGCCGCCGCAAACCAGUGCUCCCGAGGGCAUGCCGCUGCAGCCUCUGCUUUUUUUCAGCCACUAG
Eurypyga helias (sunbittern) is the source of this 754-nucleotide messenger RNA. Its product is annotated as solute carrier family 22 member 7-like. Gene Ontology annotation, molecular function: transmembrane transporter activity. The annotation marks the transcript as partial. The record is from RefSeq and is a predicted model, not a curated record. Gene Ontology annotation, biological process: transmembrane transport. Lineage: Eukaryota; Metazoa; Chordata; Aves; Eurypygiformes; Eurypygidae. The transcript has 5 exons. Gene Ontology annotation, cellular component: membrane.